CCUGAACCCGCCCCUGCGCCUUUAAGGUGCUCGCGGUGGCCCUGCGCCUUUAAGAGGCCGGUGUGGGCCGACCCUCCCCUUUAAGCGGCCGCCGCGAUGAGGCUGAGCGUCAAGUUGCUGCACGGGACCGAGUGCUGGCUGGAGGUCUCUGAGGAUGAGACGGUGUCCAAUGUCAAGGUGCUGAUUGAACAACAGCUGAAGAUCCCACAGGGCCAGCAACGGCUACUCUACAAGGGGAAGGCCCUCUCUGACGAACACAGACUGCCUGAUUACGGCAUCCGUCCCGGUGCCAAGCUGAAUCUGGUGGUGAAGGCGGUGGACAGGCCAUCGCCAGAAGGCACAGCCCAGGGUGGCAGAAGCCAGGCCUGGCUGCAGGUGGCACUGAUCAUCGAGAGGCACUUCACACCCGCUGAUGCCACCAAAGUCUUGGAACAGCUGCAGAAGGAUUAUGAACGGAAUCUCCGGCUCCUGAGCCUGGAUGACGUGGAGCGGAUUUCAACCCGGAUUCUGCACCCCGAUGUUGCUGACGCCAUGGAGCUCUCCUUCAUGGAGUGAGGGGGGGGGGGGGGAGGGGGGGGGGGGGGGGGGGGGG
Leucoraja erinaceus (little skate) is the source of this 592-nucleotide messenger RNA. RefSeq names its product ubiquitin like 4A (gene ubl4a). Gene Ontology annotation, biological process: post-translational protein targeting to endoplasmic reticulum membrane. The record is from RefSeq and is a predicted model, not a curated record. Bases 97 to 555 code for a protein of 152 amino acids. Gene Ontology annotation, molecular function: protein binding. NCBI's taxonomy places the organism in Eukaryota, Metazoa, Chordata, Chondrichthyes, Rajiformes, Rajidae. The transcript is spliced from 4 exons.